AUGCGGUCUGCGGUGGGUGCGUGUCCGCACAGCCGUCACCGUGUGCGGCGCAGGGCCACUGCGGCUGUGUGUGUGGCGCUGCUCGUUUUGUUGGCGCUGGUUGCGGCGGCGGCGUGGAUGCCCGCGGUGCAAGCGGUGGCGUUGCGACUGCGGGGCGGCACGGUGGACAGAGCCAUCACGGUUGGCCACGCCGUGGACACGGUGCUGAUGGACGGCGUGUACAUCACGAACGGCGUGGCUGUUGUGUUCGACGUUGCGGCGAUGCUUCCCGGCACACUGCGCAUCGACUUGAGGAACUGCGUGUGCGACGGCGGUGCGCAGAUCUACGUGCGGGGCUACAGCGACGAGCCGGCGAGUGACCGGAGCCUGGAGGUGAGCGUGAGCGGGCUGUCCGGGAGCUAUUGCUCGCUCGUGUUUGUGCACAACCUGCCGGCACACACGAACGUGACGGUCCGUGACUCGACGAUUGUGACGGCGGGGCCGAUGCACUACUCCCAGCUGAGCGGGCUGACAGACGCGGUGGCGUCGCCGCUUGUGCUGCACGCGACGUCUCUGUUGCAGACGCAGCUGCGUGUGAGCAACACCGUGCUGAGGUCGUUGCAGGUGGGCGGGUCUGCGGUGUACGUUGGCGGCGACGUGGACCUGCUGUCGAGCGCGGUGGUGCUUGACGGCGUGUUGCUGGAGGCCUCGGGCGGUCCGACCGCGUCUGCGAUGCAUGUGGCGACCUCGUCGCGUCUCAGUCUGCGGAGCCACUCGGUAUUCUCUGUGACGAACGUCUCGGUCGUGAGCAGCGGCGGCGGCUUUGUGCUUGGCGAGCGCCUUGCGGUGAUUGAUUCGGUGCUGCGCUUCGUGGGCGUCGAGGGGUCUGUUGCGUCGUCGCUGGUGCACUGCGACGGUGGGACGGUGGAUGCCGGCGGGUGGCUGGACCUGCACGACGUGUGGGCGGUGGGCGAGGCGUCGACUGUGGCGUUGCUGUCGGGGGUGACGCUCAGCGGCGGUGCCGUUUCGAUUGCACGCUGCGCUGCCACCGGCGCUACGAUUGUCUCCGGGCCGACGAUCACGAGCGGCGUCGUGUCGGUGCAGUGCAACCGUGCCGGUGGUCGGGUGCUGCAGAGCAGCGGCGACUACCGCAUGGCCGGCCUGCCCUCCGUGAGCGUGGUGCCGUGCGACGGCUGUGCGGCUGCGCUGGCGUGCUUCGAUGGACUGACGGCGUCCUUCUCCGAAUGCGUGUGCGGCUGCCGUGCCGGCGGCGUGGGCGAGGCAUGCCUGCCGUUCGACGUGCCGCCUGCGAGGGCCAGUGGCGGUGGUGGCGGUGCGCAGGACUGCGUGAGUGGCGUGACGCUGACGGAGUCGGUGACGGUUGGCGGCGGGCGUGCGACGGCGUGCUUCGACUCGGUGGUGUUCGGCGGGCCGAUCAUUGUGGCGGUGGACCUGCGCUCGAUGGACGCGUUCGCUGACGCGGUGAACGUGACGCUGCGCCACUGCGUGCUUGCGGGCGGCGCGCAGCUGCGGAUUGGUGGCCUCAGCGAGAGCACGGCGCGCCUGGUGCCCCACGCCCUCGUCAACAUGACGAACGUGACGUCGCUGGAGGGCACGAUCGUGCUGCAUGGCGCGAUGCCGCUGCACUCGAGUGUGCUGCUGGCGAACUCGACGCUGCGCGCGACGGUUGGCGGGUCGCAUUACGUGCCGACGACCCCUGGCCACGAGAAAUCCCGGUACGGCCCCGCGCUUGUUCUGGACGGCGUCCGUCUUCUGUCGACGCGGUUUGUCAUGACGCGGUCGACGCUGGUGUGUGGCGGGGGCUCGUGCGCUGCGAUCCUCUUGGAGCGCGGCCUCGGCGUGCACCUGUCCAGCGUCUUCUACAUGGACAACUGCGCUGUCAUGUCGCGGACGCACGUGAUGUAUGCUUUUGCGUCGGACCUGCGUGUCAGCGGCGACUCCGUGUUCUCCAUACAGAACAGCUCUUGGAUUGCGCCGAGCACCGAAUACGAAGGCGCGUGUGUGUUUGGGGAUGUUGUUUUGGAUGGCGGCAGCGUGCUGCAGGUUGUGUCCAGUAAUUUCCGUCUCGGCUUCGCCAUGCUCAUUGCAGAAACGCUGACCGUGACUGGUGGCAGCUGGCUGGUGCACCGCAACAACGAGUUCCGCACCGCCUACGUUGUGUA
Messenger RNA from Trypanosoma cruzi, 2162 nucleotides. Its product is annotated as dispersed gene family protein 1 (DGF-1), putative. NCBI's taxonomy places the organism in Eukaryota, Euglenozoa, Kinetoplastea, Trypanosomatida, Trypanosomatidae. The annotation marks the transcript as partial. The record is from RefSeq and is a predicted model, not a curated record. The transcript has a single exon.